AUCCAUUCUUCACCAUUCCUCGGCUGUCAUGAUCAACUUUAUAUAUAUUUCUUUAUUAUUCUUAUUAAGAAUUUUCUUUAUUAACCAACCAACGGAUGUCAUGACCACAUGAUGAAUAGUGUACCUAAUAGAGAAGGUUUGUAUGAAGACAGAAGGGGAUGUAUGGAUGGUCUAAGGUACGCUCGGCACACGCACCAUCGCAUGCGGCAGAUGCGCCGCACUCGGCAAGUGACAGUCGCGCAUCUCUCCACCGAACCGGAAAGUCUCCAUUGUUCUUGUCUUGUUCCUUUCCAAUGUUAUAAUAGGCUGGAUGGAGAAUGUCAACAUGGGUGGAUAGAUCAGGCUGGAUGUUCUAUGAACAACCUAGACUCGAGGAUUGAAGGUGGAAAAACCAAUACGGUAAAAUACAGGAGGAUGAUCCAGACACAGGGUCAGGGACGAUCACCAGCCAGACCCAGGAAGAAGCGCGUCGUGUCCGAAGUCGACCGUCGCGCCUCUGACGGGAGCUACGGGCUUUCGUUGGAUAGGGAUGGAUCGUUAGCGUGGAGGUUAGUUCGUUGGGAUUGUGUUCAGCUGUGGAAAUGAACUAGUCAUAUCAACAUCAUGAUGA
This is a messenger RNA of Aspergillus campestris IBT 28561, 610 nucleotides long. RefSeq lists its product as uncharacterized. Lineage: Eukaryota; Fungi; Ascomycota; Eurotiomycetes; Eurotiales; Aspergillaceae. The coding region runs from base 112 to 585 and encodes 157 amino acids. The transcript has a single exon. The record is from RefSeq and is a predicted model, not a curated record.